Abrus precatorius (Indian licorice) is the source of this 792-nucleotide messenger RNA. RefSeq lists its product as uncharacterized. The record is from RefSeq and is a predicted model, not a curated record. The transcript has a single exon. Lineage: Eukaryota; Viridiplantae; Streptophyta; Magnoliopsida; Fabales; Fabaceae. The coding region runs from base 1 to 792 and encodes 263 amino acids.
AUGGCUAACUCAACCCCAAUUCGUCCUUGGUCUCGCUUGGCCUCCUUGCGCUCUGUCACUUCUGCUUCAGAGCCAUAUUCUAACCCAUCACUCAAAGCAUCCCAAGCAAGACACAUUUCCUCUUUAGACAACAACGUUGGUAUCACCACAUCACUGCCAUCAACACCACCAUCUAAUCAAAGCCCAACGCAGUCACAAAAGUUCAAACACACCACGCCCUUUAUUUUUCCACCUUCCAAACUGAAGGUUAACCCAGAGAUUGAGAUUCAGACUAAGAUUAAGAUACCCGGGGAAGAAGAGACAAAAGCGGUGCUUAUUAACGGGACUGUUGAAAAGCCUAAUGCCAAUGACAAUGGUUCAUUGCACAAGGAAUCAAUAGAAACCCAAAAGCAAUCCACAGGCCAUCAUGAAAAACAAGUGAAAACCAAAGAGAAUGAAAGGAAAGGGAAAGGUGUUGAUUUGGGUUCUGAUGGGAAUGGCAUAACUAGGGUCAUAACAAUUGCAGGGGAAAACAGAGGUGCAUACAUGGAAAUACUCAAACCCCAAGAGAAACCCAUUAAAAAGAUGGGAAAUUUUGGUAAUGGGGAAGAGGAUGCAAAUGAGAAGGAGAAGAAUCGGAAAGUGAGAACAAUAUCUUCACUUCCAAAGAGUGGUUUCUACGUGAACAGCAAUGUUCAAUGUGUCAACAGCUCAAUGAUGUUCCACACAAGUUGCACACACAAUGAUCCUGGAGUGCACCUGAGUCUCUCAAAGAAGCCAUUUGGUGAACGUGUUGAUGGCCAGAGCAAUUGA